Messenger RNA from Ectocarpus sp. CCAP 1310/34, 3458 nucleotides. Lineage: Eukaryota; Phaeophyceae; Ectocarpales; Ectocarpaceae. The record is from the annotation of a GenBank genome assembly.
AUGUCGACAAGCUAAAGGGGAUGAAGUGGCUGCUAGCAAUGGUCAGCAAGGGGCGAGACGUGAGCGAGUUCUUUUCGGACGUGGUGAAAAACAUGGCGGUCCGCUCUGUUGAGGUGAAGAAGAUGGUGUACAUCUACCUGGUGCACUACGCCGACAACGACGCUCAAUGCCGCGAGCUGGCGCUCUUGUCCAUCAACUCUUUCCAAAAUGAUCUUCGGGGAUCUAAUCAGCUGGCAGUUCGUGACUGCGCCGCCGACAGCUCUCCCUACGUUCGCAAGUGCGCGGCGAAUGCGGUCCCCAAGAUUUUCGUGCUGGACCCAGAGCAGGCCCCCCAGCUUUGGCAGGUGGUCGAACAGCUGCUCAAGGACAGCAACACGAUGGUACUUGGAAGCGCUGUCGCAGCGUUCACUGAGAUGGCUAUGCUGGCGGCUCUCCAGCGGUACGUGCGCAGCCACUUCACUAACCCCCAGCGCGGGUUCAGCGAUGCAGGGGGUAUCAGCAAGUCUGCGGACUCAAACUCAAACCAGCCUCCCCGAAAGGUGAAGCGACGUGUGGUGAAACGUGCCUUCUACUCUAGCGAGGAGGACGAAAGCACGGAGGAAGAGUUCGAAGAAAAGAACAACUCCGUCGUUGCACCUGAGGUGGGUUCGGUGUUCACGACGAGCGAUGCUGAUCUUGGCGCGGACCUGGACCCGGACCAUCGCUUGCUCCUCAGGUGUUCUCUGCCUCUGCUCAAGUCGCGCAACAGUGGUGUAGUGUUAGCGGUGUGCACGGCACAUUUCUACUGCAGCUCACGAACUGGCAGCACCAUGAACCAAAUAGCGAAGGCGAUGGUGCGCAUCCUGAGGAAUCGCCGAGAGAUCCAGUUCGUGGUGUUGGAUGCCAUCAGAACGAUGGUGGCAGAUAGCCCGUCGGUCUUUCGGCCCUUCCUGCAGGAAUUUUUCGUGAAGGCGGCAGACCCAUUGUUCACGUGCACCCUGAAGCUCGACGUCCUCACCGCGCUUGUGACCAAAGAAAAUUGCGCCACCAUUCUAGGAGAGCUGCAGACCUAUGUACUCCACAGGGACAAGAGUUUCGUGUGCGCUGCGGUGCGCGCGGUGGGGCGUGUCGCAGACGCCAGGCCGGAGGCUGCGGAUCAGUGUCUGCACGGGCUUCUGACGCUCGUGACGUGCAGCAAGACGAGCGUGGUGGUGGCUGAGGCGGUAAUCGUGCUGCGGCAGUUGCUCCAACAGAACCCCAACUUUCAGGGCUCGGGGGACAUGGUGCGACGGCUCUCGGUGCUUCUGCUGCAGUCGUUCCUUGAGCCUUCCCUCGAAGAAGUAAAGGGUGGAGGCAGAGCAGGCGAGAAUGAUCAGGGCGGCGGUAACGCCCUUGCGGUGGCGAGCGCAGCCAGGGCCAGCCUCGCACAACCCGGCGCCAGAGCAUCCAUAAUCUGGACCCUCGGUGAGUAUCACCAGCACAUUUCGGGAGUCGCGCCGGAUGUUUUGAGGGUGCUGGCGAAAGCUUUCCCGGAACUGGAAGAGGAGGUCAAGAUGCAGGUCCUUAACUUCUCCGUCAAGCUUGCUCUGCGACAAGCGGAGGACACGCGAGUGCAGUCACUGGCGUCGUUUGUGCUUGAGAUGGCCAGGUUUGACCUAUCGCACGACCUCCGGGACAGGGCUCGUUUCAUGACGGCGAUGCUUGGGCUAGCCACCGCUGACGAAGGGGUCGACGAGGCGUCCUUGUUGGCGCUUCACGCCAAGGCUGGACAGGUGCUUCUAAAACGCCGACCACCACCGGUAGCAGACAGUGGCGGGAACGGGAAGUCCACAGCCGAGGCAGGGUCCCACCUCGUGCUCGGUACUCUCUCCGCCAUCAUCGGCCACCCCAUCAACGGAUACCUCCCGAUUCCUGAUUGGUGCAGCGUGCAGCCGGACGGUUCGGCGAGAGAGCCUCCGAAAGAGGAGCCACGAGCAUUGACACCUCCCGCUCGCAGUAGCGGUGCCAAGGGUAAGGGGGGUCAGGUCAACAGCGAUUUCUACUCUGGAAGUGGCAGCGGGAGCGACAGUGAGAGUGAGAGCGGCAGCGGCAGCGGUAGUGGGAGCAGUCCCGAGUACGGCACGGAAGACGGAUCUGAAUCGGACUCGUACGAUUCAGCUUCGACAUCGGGAGGAGAGGAGGAGUCUGGGUCUGAAAGUUCAGACUCUGAAGAGUCAGGAUCAGGUUCAGAAGAAUCGUCGGACGACGAAGACGAUGAUUCGGACUCGUCUGUGGGAAGUAGCAGUAGUUACUCCACUUCGGGUGAUGACAGCGAGAGCAGUGGGACCAAGGGGGAGGAGGGGGUGGGCCUCCUUAUUAUGGGGCCAGGCUGUUCGACCAGCAGCGCUGCCGCCACGACGUAUGGUGCCAGCGCGCCCGCUCCGCAUACUCAAGAUCUGACUGGCCUCGUAGAAAGAAUGAGCGUCGCCGAUAGGGAAGACAGCGCAUCUCCUCGAUUGGGAGUGCCAGCAGGGGCGGGGUUGGCAUCGCUCAGCACGGCGGGGAUCAGAGGACCGGCGGCUCCUGCGCUGGGCGCUGCCGGAGCCAUGUCGCUGGGGCGAACGUCAUCCACAAGCUCUGUCCUAAUCGCUGAUCCGGAGGGAGACACAAGCGCUUCGUUCCCGUCUACGCUGUUGCGCCAUCAGGCUGGCGGUGGGCUGCAAGUGGACUACCGCUUUUCUCGCGGAAGGGCGAGCGCCUUGUCUCGGCCGUCCACAACCCUAACUCUACGCCUGUCGUUCACUAACCACGGCGAGACACCGGUGCGACGCAUCCGCGUCGUUGCCCCGCGAGACGGAACGCCGAUGGAGGCAUUUCCGGAGAUACAGAUGUUGCCAGCAGGGGCCACGCAGACCGCAAACUUGGGCAUUGACUUUGGCGGCAAGGCGAAAGAUGUUCGUUUCGAGUUGAAGACAGACAGAGGCAGCUUCAUGGUUUCUCUCGAGCCUCCUCCAGAGGAGCUGCUGUUCCCGGAGCCAGUUUCGAGGGCAGAGUUCCGACGGGUUCAGGGUUCGCUGGGUGCACUUGAUCGCGACUCAGUGGAUUGCCAGAUCCCAGCCGCCGACAUAUCGAGAGUUCCAUCACGCGUUCUUCGAGCAGUGAAUGCGGCGGUGGUGGCGAGUGACACCGUCGAGGAGUCGUGUUGGUGGUUCUCGGCGUGCAGCCUGGCUGGAUCCAUGUCGGAACGUGUUUUCAUCAAGGUCGCCGCCGACGGCGGUUCGGGGAAGGUUGUGGUCAACGUGUACUCCGACAACACCAUGUUGCCUUCCAAGUUAAUGAGACCCAUCAAGAAAGCUGUAGAGGAAAAUAGUCGGUAAAGAAGCACAGACAGUUGCUUUCAGGUGUUGAUUGAAGUUCUAACCCCGUUUAUCUUGGAAAGUGAGGCGUGCUAGAGUUGCGUGGUGAUGAUUUGUGUUAGUAUUUGGGUACACAGUUACUUU